AUGACAUGGACACGUGUCUGGAACUCAAGCUCCGUGUUGGAAAAGACAUGGUUUUCUACAACUACAAUGACUGCUGUACUUCCAGCUCCAGCCACAUAUAGUCCAAAGAACACACAUCCAAACGUUGGAUCUAUUCUUGUGAGAGCGACCUGUGGAUGCUGCUGUCCACUUCAGGGGAAGAAAGGAACAAGUGCAGCCACAAAGAGACCAGACUCAUCCCACGGAGGAAACCUGAGGGAACAAGAUGACAACAUUAUCAUUCUCCUAUUCUAUUGUGACCCGCUGCUCCUUCGCGUCAAGAAGAACCGUUUGAGAUGCAGUGGGGCCUCCACCCGCGCUCAGCACCACAGAGAGCCACACCCCCUGCUCCUGACCACAGCCCACCAGUGA
Knipowitschia caucasica is the source of this 390-nucleotide messenger RNA. The record is from the annotation of a GenBank genome assembly. NCBI's taxonomy places the organism in Eukaryota, Metazoa, Chordata, Actinopteri, Gobiiformes, Gobiidae.